AUGGCUCCAGGGAACUGCACACAAGUGACGGAAUUCGUCCUCAUGGGAAUCACAGAUCGUCCAGAGCUCCAGGCCCCCCUCUUCUUUGUCUUGCUGAUGAACUAUGGCCUGACCUUGGCCGGGAACCUGGGCAUCAUCACCCUCACCAGCGUGGACUCUCAACUUCAAACCCCCAUGUACUUUUUCCUGCGACAUUUAGCUAUCAUCAAUCUUGGCAAUUCUACUCUCAUUGUCCCCAAAAUGCUAAACAAUGUCAUGGGUAAGAAAAAAACCAUCUGCUACUACUGUUGUGCAGCUCAGCUUGGCGGAUUUUCUGUUUUUAUUGUGGCAGAGAUACUCAUGUUGGCAGCAAUGGCCUACGACCGCUACGUGGCCAUCUGCAACCCUCUGCUCUACAUGGUGGUGAUGUCUCCGCAGAUGUGCCUUCUGCUCGUGUCCCUCACCUACCUCUACAGUCUGACCACAGCACUGACUGUCUCCUCCUGUGUGUUCUCUGUAUCAUACUGUUCUUCCAACAUAAUCAACCAUUUUUACUGUGAUAAUGUCCCUUUGUUAGCAUUGUCCUAUUCUGAUACUUACGUUCCAGAAACAGCUGUGUUUACCUUUUCAGGGACCAAUUUGCUUUUUUCUAUGAUCGUUGUUCUAGUAUCCUAUUUUAAUAUUGCCGUGACAAUUUUGAGGAUACAAUCCUCAGAGGGGAGGCGAAAAGCUUUUUCUACUUGCACUUCUCAUGUGAUAGCUGUCACUGUGUUCUAUGGGACACUCCUUUUCAUGUAUCUGCAACCAAGAACCAACCACUCAUUAGACACUGAUAAACUGGCCUCAGUUUCCUACACGCUUGUGAUCCCAAUGCUGAACCCCUUCAUUUACAGUCUAAGGAAUAAGGAUGUGAAGGAGGCACUGAAGAGGUUCAUGAAAAAGUCAUGCAAAUCACUCAAAUUGUUAUAA
Messenger RNA from Elephantulus edwardii (Cape elephant shrew), 948 nucleotides. RefSeq names its product olfactory receptor 8J2-like. The transcript has a single exon. Gene Ontology annotation, molecular function: odorant binding; olfactory receptor activity; G protein-coupled receptor activity. Bases 1 to 948 code for a protein of 315 amino acids. Gene Ontology annotation, biological process: G protein-coupled receptor signaling pathway; sensory perception of smell. Gene Ontology annotation, cellular component: membrane. NCBI's taxonomy places the organism in Eukaryota, Metazoa, Chordata, Mammalia, Macroscelidea, Macroscelididae. The record is from RefSeq and is a predicted model, not a curated record.